GUGAGGUCUGAGUUGCUGCUUAUUUUAACAGCUCCUGGGGUGACUUUAGUUGUGUAGCCAGCUGAAGCACCAUUGCUCUAUGACGUGGGAGAAGCUGUCUGAGUCACCUGUUAUUGUUGACAUCACAAGCAGUUCAUUUUGCUUCCAGAUCCUUGGAGCCCAGUCUUUAGAAAAAAAUGAAUGCUUGGCACUGUUCUUUUAUCUCAUUUCCACCUCUUAAACCACCCUCCUUAGGAUUCACUAUUUUAUGUAGGAAAGCAGUUUCCCCCUGCUUUCUUGACAUAAUUUGCUGCAGUAUAUUGCUCAGAGCGAAGGCCAGAACGUUCUAUACCUUAUGCAUUUGCUAGUUAAAAUCUGGGGCUUGGGGGUAGAAUUUGUGGAAUUUUGCGUUCUGUUGCUUGGCAACUUUGAGAGAGUUAAGCCUAUACGUUCUGUGAGCAUCAGAGUUACAAAGUUUGGUGAGCCCAGUCAAUUAUUUCUUGAUACUAAAAAGAAAUUAGUUCUCCAUUAUGUAGAGGGCGUGAAAAGUUGUCAUUCAGAGCAGGGCAUCCGUAGCGAUGUCACACUUCUUCUACUUGACUCCACAAAUUAUUCUGCCCUUCAGCCCUCUCACCUCUCAAGAGUUCGAUCUGAUCAGACGCAAGGCUGGCAUAUCUUGGCAGAAUGAAGCCAGGUGGUCACAUUCCUCUGUGACGACAUAUGCAGGCAGUUACCGGAGAAAACAACUGGAUGAGUCCACGCGCAGCCGAUUUUCUCUUAAAGCAGGACAGCAUUGGCCUGAGUGUAACCAGGUGUCAUCACCUAAUGGCUCUGCCUUCAGUCCCACACUCUGCACGGCUGGUUCCCCAGAGUCUACAGAUGCUAAGGGACUAUUACCUCAUAUGACCAGUUCUUUCAAAAAUUCACAUGAUGUCAAGCACAGUGUGGCACAUCAAAGUCCUCUUGCACGUAGGAACGUUACACAGCACGUCAGCAUGACACUGGGGGCCAUUUCAAAAAGUGAUACCACUCACAAAAUGCAGAAAAAUGCAGAAAACGUGGCACUAAACAGGCCACAAGAAGGACACUUGUGUAAAGUACGAGAGCUGAAACAAGAAGGCAAAGUGACCUCCGGUUUGACCUCGACUGGAAACGUGCACAUCAGGCACACCAAAUUCUGUGUGGUGAUUUUUCUCCAGCACCUCCAAAUUAUGAAAAAUCUGGAGAGGAUGGCAGGAUGCAGAAAUAAAAGGAGGGGGAAAUCCCAGAGAAACAUUUCCCAGCAGCACCUCUGAAAAAGACUAUACAUGUGAGAAGGUUGUGGUGGUAACAGAUGUUGGGUGGGACUGGGAAACUAGUAUGUAUGCGAGUGUUUGAAGUUAUUGAUUAAAAGCGAUUUUGGAAUACUAGUAAAUUUCAUUUACUCAUAUUACGAUAGACUCUACCACAAGCACUUACACACUGCCUGUCUCUUUUACACUAGGUAUGAGAAUUAAAAAGCCAGCAUCUAAGAAUCUGAUGAGCUACAAUCGACUAAAGAAAGACUUUCUGAAGCAUCUUCAGGAACCGUGUAAUUCGGCCAGCAAGGUUGGCUCGUCUGAAGACUCAGAAAGUGAUCAGUACUCCGUUUAUAGCCUGGGAGGAUCGUUCUCGUCACUGAGCUGAGUCGGAAAACCCAGUCCCAGAGCUGGAGGCCUGCAGCUUCGUUUAGUUAAAGACUUUGAGCUCUGACCAGUGUGAGCAACAUUUGCAUCUCCUCUUUUAUAGAUCCAGCGAUCAAGAAAGAAUUUAUCAAUAGAUCUGCUACCUCAUAAAGAAGAGGUCUUGGUUGAUGACUUGAGUCCAUUCAGAGCUUGGACAGGGGAAGAUUGUGCACCUUAGUCCCCACAGUCACCGCACUUUACUUACCCCAGGGACUGCUUUUUGGAUACCUGCUUUGUUAUUUACCGGUAGUUAUUUGCAAAAUAAACCUCAUUUUGUGUAGGACUUCUCUGUUUUGAGACAGUGGUGUAAGUAAGAAUGUUGGCUGGGGUCUCUUGAAUAUUUGUGGUUGGUGGCUCCUUAGAAUGGAGUCCAAAUCCCCAAGGGCAUUAUUUUGUCCUGUGAUUUUGCUCACAGGGCGCAAAGGAUUCCAGUUCUACGUUGUCUAUCUUCUGGAAGCGGGAUGCAGUCACUCAGCUGCUGUCCUCUUCCUUCCCCCCUCCCCUUUUGUACGUGAAGAGCUCCUCUUGGGUCUCCUUCCUCUCCAAGGACCGAAAACACUGGGGUGACCUGAGUUCUGUUUCAGCAACUAAUGGGAUGUGUCCUCUUCUUCAAAUAGUUCACAAGCCCCACAUGAUCUUUGGCAGGUGGGGGUUCUAAUAUGAUUAAUCUGUGGGGAAGGAGGUAUAUGUGCUCAUCAGACCUUGAGAUUUCUUCCUGUGCCCGUCUGUGACCAGCACUGGGGCUCUGUUAAAUUGUCAGGGACUUUUUGGUGGCCAAAAAAGAGAGCCAAUCAGCCAUAGACACAUUAUAGAAAACAUGGCCUUGAGUCUUAAAGUAUAUUUAUUUAACAUGACAGUAGGAAAUGUAUGAUUUCAGAUUAAAUUCAAGUAGGGGGCCACAAUACUGGCUUGGAGCUGCCCACGUGCACAUGCAGCAUUCUACGUAAGCGAAGAUGUUGGAGGCUGUGGUCUGUUCCGUCACAGAUGGCUCCGAUCCCAAUCAUUCCUCAGUCACUGGAAGCCCACUAGUGGAAGACGAUUAUGAAACUGAUGAUUAUUUUCUUUGUAUUUCUGGCUUUUCUCAACCACAGGGAAAAUGUGAGGUAGGUGUGGGAUCUAAGAAAAAAAAAUAUGUGUACAAAAUGAGAAGCCACCCCGGCCUAUAGUGCUAGCAAAAGGCAAAGAAGUCUGACUUAUUUUAAUAUUUUCAGUAAAUAUCAGCUGCCUGCAAACACAACUGAUAUUGAAUAAACUGAGAGAACUUGAUUCAAUUCCCUAAAAAUAGCUUUUGGACGAAAAACUGAAGGCGAAAAUAGUGUCUGAUUAGUAACCGGUCAUUUUCAAAGUGGCUUCUCCUACAUUAUCUCAUUUUUAUGAAAAGUAAAUUUGACCUUUUUAAAUGCUAGAGUGAAGCAGUUCAUAAUUUCUUACAAGGAGCAAAGGACAUUACAUUUGUAAGCAUGCAAGCCGUGAACUGGAUAGAACAUUUUCUUUUGCUGCUUAUAUUUUUUAUCAACCAUCGAUUCAUAAGGAAGAUCUCUAAUGAACAGAACUUUAAAAUGGAUUUCAAAAAAUUAUUGUUUCAACUUAGUGUGUGUUUCAUCUUUUUUUUUUUUUUGUCUCAGUUUCUUUCUCUGGUACCUUCCUUUGAAUGGUGAACUAUUACUUGCAUUUGGAUAGAUUAUUAUUUAGCUUGCAAAAUAGACUAUUUCCCCCCCAUUAAAAUCUCAUACUUGCCAAACUUCGUUAGGAGAAAUGGAAUUAUUCAUCUGCUUCCCCCCUGCCCUUUGGCUAUGGGGUCAGUAAAAUGAUGUUAAGCACGAGAGGGUAAGGCUGGUGAACACUUUUAAAUGUCACUACGUAAUUUCAGGAAGGAGCCGGCCUGCAACUGUACUGAAUGAUGGAUAUGCUUUCAGCCUUAAUGUCUAUUAAUGACUCACAAAAUGACAGUUUGCAUUAUCACCAUCGCUGUUCAAAACUUGCAUUUUGCUAUAGCUGUAACUAGAAGGGGACAUUUCCUGAACUUAUUUAAAAUAUGCUGAAAAGUUAAAAUGGGAACAAAACAAGACAAAUAAAACCCUGCGACUAAUAAGUAGUCAAGGAUGGCAACCAAGGAGAGAAAAAAAAAAAAAAGAAAA
Molecule: messenger RNA, 3820 nt
Organism: Felis catus (domestic cat)
Lineage: Eukaryota; Metazoa; Chordata; Mammalia; Carnivora; Felidae
Gene: CB1H4orf51
Product: chromosome B1 C4orf51 homolog
Exons: 8
Coding region: 558-1274 (238 amino acids)
Source: RefSeq, a predicted model, not a curated record